UGCAUCCUCUCCCCUUCCUGUCCUCACCAAAACAACAUCAACCUAUCCUUCCUUCUCUCUCUCUUCUCUCUCGCGCCCCCACCCCCUUCCCCAAAUAGCUAGAAGGCAAUGGAGAAGACAGCAAAAUGCACCCUCUACCACUCUCUCUCAUUGGCAGAUCCUGUCUCUCUCUUCUAUAGCACGAUCUGCAUCUGGAUCAGCAUACUUCUUCAGAAGUACUCUCUGAGAUUUCUGUCCAUCUUGGGAUCCUACUUCGAGUUCCCCACGCCCACGUCAAGAAUUCAUGUAGAAAAGAAUACCUCAAGUGAGGCUCGAGGAGACCUUGAGCUGACCAGAGAAGAUGUGGAGACGGUCAUGGAGAAGAUUGGGAUGUCUUUGAGCCAGGAAGGCGACCAGCUGAAGGAGCGCAUGACCUUUGAUGAGCUUUCUACCAUGUUUGAGGAGAAGGGGCCGAGCUUGGAUGAAGUGGAGGCGGCUUUCUCUGUGUUUGAUGAGAAUUCUGAUGGGUUCAUAGAUGCCAUGGAGCUCCAGAGAGUUCUUUCCAAGCUGGCCUUCGGAGAAGGGGUGUCCUUGGAUUCAUGCAAACAGAUGAUCGCAGUGCAUGAUGAGAACCAAGAUGGAAGAAUUGAUUUCAGCGAGUUUCUCAAGUUUAUGGAGGGCAGCUUCUGCUGAAUUUCUCCAUUUUUUCCCCUUUUGUUCUUGUUUUUUUUUUUUUUUUCUUUUCCUCGUCAAGGAAAAGUUUGACAUUGAAUAUAGUCCCCAUGAAGAAAAAACAAGUAAAUUCUUUUACAAAUUCUUCAGUUUUAUC
Elaeis guineensis (African oil palm) is the source of this 808-nucleotide messenger RNA. RefSeq names its product probable calcium-binding protein CML46. Lineage: Eukaryota; Viridiplantae; Streptophyta; Magnoliopsida; Arecales; Arecaceae. The record is from RefSeq and is a predicted model, not a curated record. Gene Ontology annotation, molecular function: calcium ion binding.